AAAAGGAAAUGCUUUCAGAGGCUCGAGCUCGCUUGGCAAAUACACAAGGUAAAAAGGCCAAGCGUAAAGCCAGGGAAAAACAGUUGGAAGAAGCACGGCGAUUGGCCUCGCUGCAAAAGAGGAGAGAAUUGAAAGCGGCAGGCAUCGAACUGAAGACCAAGAAAAAGAAGAAAGGAAUGGAUUAUAAUGCCGAUAUACCCUUUGAAAAGAGACCAGCUCUUGGGUUUUACGAUACUUCUGCAGAGAGGAAUCGUCCUGCUGAAUCAGCAAUGACAAACGUUGCAUUACAAAAGUUGGAAGGAAAGCGUCGUGCAGAAAUUGCCGAUGAAAAAAGACGAAAACGACAAAAAGUGGGAAAAGAGGACAGAGAGGGUGGGGCAAUUAAUUUUGUGCCUGCCAGGAAUGCACAGCUUAAUAAAAUCAAACAAGCCGAACAAAUAAGCAAACGGAGGAAACUUGUCUUGCCAGCUCCUCAAGUUGGAGAAGAUGAAUUGGAACAGAUUGUUAAAAUUGGUUUUGCUGGAGAAACCGCAAAAGCUGUUGUUGGUGAAAAUGAAGGCUCAACUUCACUUGGCGACUACACACCUGCAACAACAUUACCACUGCGAACACCGAGAACUGUAAGGACUGGUGGUGCGCCAACAACACCGAAAACACCAGGCACAGUCAUGACACUCAGAACACCUUCCCGUACGCCUGGGCCAGCAAGCGCUGCAGCUAUCAAGCAACUAAAGGCGGGAUUGUUGAGUUUGCCAAAGCCGAAAAAUGAUUUUGAAAUUAUACUACCUGAAGUUGAGGAAACUACAGAGGACGCGGACGACAUGCAAGGCGUCGAGGAGGAUGCUAGCGAUCGGGACCGUAAAUUGAGGGAACUGCAAGCUGCCGAAGAGCGAGCUCGUCUUGCACGGAGAUCUCUGGCCGUGCAGCGCAAUCUCCCGCGACCUGCUACUGUCAAUUCACGUGCCUUAUGGGAGACAUCUACUGAUGAAUCAGCAGGAAUGAAUGAUAUAGAAUUAAUGAUAUGUGAGGAAAUGAGCAAGUUAUUAAGCAAUGAUCUUGUCAAGUAUCCAGUAGCCGGCAGCAAAAUUACAGGCAGUGACUCAGCCCCGCCAAUAGAAGAAUUUCCGGAUGAGCUAAUGGCAGUUGCAAGACAAACAAUUAAUGACGAAUAUCAAUCAUUAAUUCAAAAUAACGGUUCUGACACACAAGAUCGGCUUCUGCCUUCUGACACAGAAUUGCAGGCUACGUGGACCAAAGUGCAUGAUGAUAUAAAUAAUGAAGAUAAUACAAUAGAGAAAUUGCAGUAUAUACACGAG
Messenger RNA from Paraglomus occultum, 1316 nucleotides. The record is from the annotation of a GenBank genome assembly. Lineage: Eukaryota; Fungi; Glomeromycota; Glomeromycetes; Paraglomerales; Paraglomeraceae.